AGCGUCGGCCUGGGCCAAGAGGUGACGGACCGGAAGCGACGCCAAGGGGAAGAGGCUGGAGGGUAUCCGCAGUCGCGAGACGGUGAUCGCGUGCAGCGACGGUUAGUGGGCGGAGCGUGCGGGGGGUCCUGUCAUGGAGGACGGCUGAGGUGCUGCCGAGUGAUAGCGGCUCGGGAUCGGCAAAAGCUCAAGCAGGAGACCCCCUCACGGAUACAGGUUCAGUGCUGGUCGGAGGAGGCAGAGGAUGAAAUCCAGUGCUGUCUGAAAUUGGCAGAUUGGGCCAUGUUCAAACAGUGUGCAAGUACCUUGGAUGAAUACGCCACCACCAUCACAGACUUUAUCAGCAAGUAUGUGGAGGACUGCAUACCGAGGAAGUCAAUCCAGGUGUUCCCCAGCAGGAAACCAUGGAUGAAUCAGGACAUACAAAACCUGCUUAAAAACCAGGCAUGUGAGGCCUACAGCUCAGGAGACCCACUCAAAUAUAAGGAAUCCAAUUAAGACUUUCGCAGAGCCAUUAAAACAGCCAAGGACCAAUACCGAUCCAAACUAGAGACACAGAUAGACACCCAAUGACUAUGGCAAGGACUGAAUGACAGUGCAAGAUAGCAGACAAUGACACAUCCUUCCCAGGUCAUCUCAAUGCCUUCUGUGCUCGCUUUGAACAGAAUUUUGGUGGAGAGAAAACACCUAUUCUGACAAGUCCUGACAAACCUAUCCCAACAGUUACUGCAUCAGAGGUCAGAGCAGUUUUCCUACGUGUGAGUGCAAGGAAAGUGAUGGGGUCAGGCGGAGUACCAGGCUGUGCAUUCAGAGCAUGCACAGAUCAACUGGUAAAGGUCUUCUUGGACAUGUUCAACCUCUCCCUGCAGCAGGCCACUAUUUCUGCCUGUUUCAAGAGGGCCAACACCAUCCCUAUGUCUAAGAAGGCUCAUGCAGCACGUGUCAAUGACUAUCGCCCAGUGGCCCUAACUUCAGUGGUCAUAAAGUGCUUUGAAAGACUGGUCAUGGCAUUAAUCAACUCCAGCCUCACCACCACUCUUGACUCACUCCAAUUUGCCUAUUGGGCCAACAGAUCCACGUUAGAUGCCAUAUCACUUGCCCUUCACUCCUACCUAGAACAUCUUGACAUCAAGAAUAGCUCACCAAAAAUACUACUCAUUGACUACAGUUCAACCUUCAACACUAUUAUCCCCUUGAGACUGAUUACUAAACUUGGUGAUCUCGGACUAAGCCCCACUCUCUGCAACUGGUUCCUCAGUUUCCCAACCCACAGGCCACAAUCAGUGAAGACUGGGGACAAUAUUUCAUCCUCACUAACACUCAACACUGGAGCCCCCCAGGAGUGCGUACUCAGCCCCCUACUGUACUCACUAUACUCAUAAGUGCGUCGCCAAAUACCAGAUUAAUGUCAUUUACAAGUUCGCUGAUGACACCACCAUAGUUGGUCGAAUGAUAGAUGGCAACAAAACAGACUACGGACAUGAAGUGGAAGACCUGGAAAACUGGUACACUGAGAACAACGUAGUUCUCAAUGCCGGCAAAACCAAGGAACUCAUUAUUGAGUGGUCAUCCACAAUAAGCUUCACAACAAGCAUUUUCAUGUGGAUGCAUUGGUUACAAAGGCACAACAAUGUCACUUCCUCAGGCAGCUGAGGAAAUUUGGCAUAAUGGUGAAUACCCUUGCCAACUAUUACAGGUGCACCAUCGAGAGCAUUCUGUCUGAAUGUAUCACUACCUGGUAUGGCAACUGUACCAUUCAAGAUCAGAGACAAUUACAAAGAGUGGUGAACUCGGCCCGGACAAUCACAAAGGCCAACCCACCAUCUAUGGAAUCCAUCUACCAGACCCACUGUCAAGGAAAGGCCACCAGUAUUCUCAAAUAUCCAUCCCACCCUGACCAUGUUUUUCUACAAUCUCUACCAUCAGGGAGAAGAUUUCUUUUGUACGUAGAUUGUGACUAGUAACGAGAGGAAAAUGAGUCGAUUUAUGAUGGAACUGCCACUAAUUGGGAUUCUUUCACUCAGUGGACAUCAUAUGAGUCUUCCACGCUGCUGGUUCAGGGUUGCUUAUGCCAGUAGAAGAAAUGUAAGAAUUGAUUUUGUAAGGAGGUACAGCUGUCUUCCAGGUGAUAUUAAGUCAUUGCGCACCAUUAUCAAUCCGGAUAUCUCAAAAAUACGGAACAUUGGGAUCAUGGCUCAUAUCGAUGCAGGAAAAACCACAACCACAGAGAGAAUGCUUUAUUAUGCGGGAUACAUCAGGGCACUUGGAGAUGUUGAUGAUGGAGACACAGUGACUGAUUUCAUGGCACAAGAACGUGAGCGUGGAAUUACCAUCCAAUCAGCUGCUGUCACUUUUGACUGGAAAUCCCAUCGGGUAAAUUUAAUAGAUACACCAGGUCACGUGGAUUUCACAGUUGAAGUAGAACGCUCUUUACGUGUACUUGAUGGAGCAGUGGCAGUAUUUGAUGCUUCAGCUGGUGUUGAGGCACAAACCUUAACAGUGUGGCGUCAAGCAGACAAACAUCAUAUUCCUCGUGUAUGCUUCUUAAACAAGAUGGAUAAACCUAAAGCCAGUUUUUCUUACUCCAUUGAAAGCAUCAAACAGAAACUAAAAGUGAAGCCACUUCUGCUGCAGUUGCCAGUUGGAACUGGGAAAACCUUUAAUGGGGUAGUUGACCUUGUUACAAAUGAAAAAGUUCUUUGGUGUUCAAAGUCUGUUAAUGAAGAUGAUGGCAUGGUCUUCAGCCGGAAUCCUUUAACGCCAACAGAUGACCAUAAACUUUUGAAAGAAGCCAGAGAUGCAAGAUUUGCCCUCAUAGAACAAGUAGCGGAUUUGGAUGAUGAAUUUGCUGAAUUGGUUCUUGAAGAGUUAAGUGAAGAGCCAGAUGCAGUUCCUGCUGAAAAAUUGAAUGCAGCAAUCCGCCGAGUCACAUUAGCACAAACAGCAGUGCCAGUUUUGUGUGGAAGUGCAUUGAAGAAUAAAGGUGUGCAGCUGUUAAUGGAUGCCAUCACAAAAUAUCUGCCAGCCCCAAAUGAGUGCAAACAUGACUUUGUACAUUGUUAUGGAGAUGAUCUAUGCGCUCUUGCAUUUAAAGUUGUCCAUGAUAGACAGCGUGGGCCUUUGGUGUUUGUCCGCAUCUACUCUGGUACAAUGAAACCUCAAUCAGCUGUUUACAAUAUCAAUAAGAACUGCAUAGAACGAAUGAGUCGUCUUUUAUUGCCAUUUGCUGACCAGCAAAUUGAGAUCCCUGCCCUACAGGCUGGAAAUAUUGCUUUAACUGUGGGACUUAAACAGGCUGCAACUGGUGACACGAUAGUUUCAUCAAAGUCAUCAGCAGCAGCUGCAGCUCGUCGAGCAGGGAAGGAAUCUGGGAAAAAAGUCAUAGAGCAGGAAGAUCCAGUGUUAGCUGCAGUUGAGAUUCCAGAGCCAGUGUUCUUUUGCACAAUUGAACCACCAUCUAUGGCGAAACAAUCAGAUCUGGACCAUGCUCUUGUCUGUCUUCAACGGGAAGAUCCCAGUUUGAAAGUAAAGAUUGACCCGGAUUCUGGGCAGACUAUCUUAUGUGGAAUGGGGGAACUGCACAUUGAGAUAAUCCAUGAUCGAAUUAAGAGAGAGUAUGGAAUUGAGGCAUAUCUCGGGCCUCUCCAGGUAGCCUACAGGGAAACUAUAACGCAGUCUGCUAGUUCAAGUGAUACACUAGACAGAACAGUAGGGGAGAAACGUAACCUGGUAACAGCUGAAAUUUCAGUCCAUCCAUGGCUUGGAGAAGAAGCACUGUUAUUGCCCCUAAUUGAGAUUUCCGAUCAGAUAAUGGAGCAACAUUCUAAAGAAGCACUGCAUGCUGUAGAAAAUGGAAUUAAAACUUCAUGUCUGCAAGGUCCUCUGCUGAGAUUCCCUGUUCAGGAUGUGGUGGUUGUACUGCAGUCUCUAAGUGUACAUCCUGGGACAUCUUUGGCAAUGAUUUCUGCAUGUGUGUCUCGGGCUGUGCAAAAGGCAUUAAAACAGGCUCUAAGUCAGGUGCUGGAACCUGUGAUGAGCCUGGAAAUCACAGUAGAUGAGAGGUACCUCAGUGUGGUGUUGGCAGAUCUGGCUCAGCGAAGAGGAAGCAUUCGAGAAAUUCAAAACCGUCAGGACAGCCGAGUUGCUUUGGCUUCUGUUCCACUUGCAGAAACAAUGGGUUACUCAACUGUCCUGCGCAGUUUGACAUCGGGCAAUGCUGUGUUUACUUUGGAAUUCUCCAACUAUGAGGCAAUGAAUCUACAAGAUCAAAACAUGCUUUUUAACAAGGUGAUGGGUGUGGUGUGAAUCCUAUAGAACUUGUGAAGGUGACCAAAUAACUGGACAGAGUCUGAGAUUGAACUCAAAGGAUUUUUUUCCUUGAAUUGUCUAAACAUUCAACUCUGUGACAAGAAUGUUGAAACUUUGGAUGUCAACUGAAGUGUUCAUGGAUGCUCUUCUUGGAAACAAAAGACUCCUCCUUGGAACAUCAUUUAAAACCAGGGCAGUCAGCUCUUAGAUUUGAAUCUUGUAUAUUUUGGACUUUGUUCAUAAGACGACUUUUUGAUGACCUUUCUGGUUUGGUAUGAAAUCAUGAAGCAGAUAAUGCAUCCCUGUCUGAAUUCAAGGAUCUACAGAGUUUCUGACUUAAGUUAUU
Messenger RNA from Hemiscyllium ocellatum (epaulette shark), 4654 nucleotides. RefSeq names its product GTP dependent ribosome recycling factor mitochondrial 2 (gene gfm2). Gene Ontology annotation, cellular component: mitochondrion. The coding region runs from base 1975 to 4305 and encodes 776 amino acids. NCBI's taxonomy places the organism in Eukaryota, Metazoa, Chordata, Chondrichthyes, Orectolobiformes, Hemiscylliidae. Gene Ontology annotation, biological process: mitochondrial translation; ribosome disassembly. Gene Ontology annotation, molecular function: GTP binding; GTPase activity; translation elongation factor activity. The transcript has 22 exons. The record is from RefSeq and is a predicted model, not a curated record.